Messenger RNA from Ziziphus jujuba (common jujube), 2265 nucleotides. Its product is annotated as protein LURP-one-related 10. NCBI's taxonomy places the organism in Eukaryota, Viridiplantae, Streptophyta, Magnoliopsida, Rosales, Rhamnaceae. The record is from RefSeq and is a predicted model, not a curated record.
GUGUAACACAAUUAAAAAAAAAAAAGAAAAGUGCUAUAAAAUUCCCAAUUAUAUUGUGUCUAAUUAAGCAGGAUGGCAUCGCCAAACGCACCGUUUUUAUCUAAUGGCGCAGUUUCGAUUAUCAACCCUCAGUAUUGUGCUUCUUCUCAGAUGGAUCUUGCAGUGGCGAGAAAGGUUAAGAUAUUAAGCUUUGGCAACUUUUUUGUCAUAGACAUAAACGAUAAUAUCAUUUUCAAAGUUGAGGGAGCCUUCUUAAGCUUUCAUGCUCGUCGAGUUCUACUAGAUCCUGCUGGAAACCCCAUUGUUACUCUGCAAAAUAAGAAGAUGUCAGCACAUCACAGAUGGGAAGCUUAUAGAGGGGAUGGCACAGACUCUAGUAAUCUACUAUUUAGUGCUAAACGACCUUCAAUGUUUCAAUUUAAAAGGGAAUUGGAUGUUUUCUUAGCAAGAAAUACAGAACAAAAUGUGUGUGAUUUCAAGGUUAAAGGAAGUUGGUUAAAACGAUCUUGUGUCAUCUAUGCUGGGGAGUCUUCACCAUUGUAGCCCAGAUGCGCAAGAAGCACACAGUCUAGCUGUUUGGGAAAGACAAUUUCAUGGUGACAGUGUAUCGAAAUGUGGAUUAUAUUGUUGGAUUAAUGCUUUUAGAGCAAGCUAAUCCAUGAUUAGGAGCCUCGAUUAAUAAUGAGCCGUAGGAUCCCCAAACUAACUCAUUAAUUGACAGAGCCCAUUUAAUUGAUUAUUAAGAUACAAGAAGAAGCUCAUUAAUUGGGCCCAAUGUGUUAUUAAACCCUAGGAGGAUUAGGAUUAGCAGUCUAUAAAUAUACUAUUUACUACCCUCCAAUUAAGAAGUUUAACGUAUUAUUUUCUAGAGAUUUAGAAUCUCAAUAGAAAAUAAAACACCUUAAGAGAAAAACAGAAACUGUGAGUUUCAGAGGUUUUUUUUCAGAUUAAUCUUCUUGUUUCUUUUGUGAUCAGGUGUGCCACACACAGAUCUGUCACUUAGAGAAUAGUUUGGAAGGUUCUACGCUAAAGUACUUCCGCGUAGACCGUGGCGAAGAAAUCAAGGAAGAAGCAAAGAAAUGCGACCAGCCCUCCAAAAACAAACAGAGAUCAAACAACUACGGCUUUUCUAAAUUUCUGUGUACUUUCCCAAUAUUUAAGUCUUGAAAGUAACUUUUAUUUAUUAGUCGUAUUUGCAUAUGUGCACACGGUUUUGACUUGUUCCAUUUGAGAGACUCCUUGUGCCAAAAGAAAUCAUUGGGAAUCAAUAAUGAACUACUCGAUUGUAUUUAUAUGUAAAUAUGUGACAGGACUAAGAACUAAAUUGCAUCUUAUAAUAAUAAAAAUUAAAAAAAAAAAAAAAAGUCCGUGAUAUUAUAUUAUUCGUUCGCAUACUUUGAUAUUGUGUCUAAUUAUAUAAGCAGGAUGGCAAUGCAAAACGGGCCGUUUUCAGCUACCAACGCAGUUUCGAUUAUCAACCCUCAAUAUUGUGCUCCUUAUCCGGUGGAUCUGGCGGUGGUGCGAAAGGUUAUGACCAUAACCGAUGGCAACUUUGUUGUCACAGACAUCAAUGGCAAUAUCAUGUUCAAAGUGAAGGGAGCCUUCUUAACCUUUCGCGACCGUCGAGUUCUACUAGAUGCUGCUGGAAACCCCAUUGUUACCCUGCGAGAGAAGAUUAUGACAGCACAUGACAGAUGGGAAGUUUAUAGAGGGGAUAGCACAGACUCUAGUAAUCUUCUAUUUAGCGCUAAACGAUCUUCAAUGUUUUCAAUUAAGACGAAAUUGGAUGUUUUCUUGGCAAACAAUACAACAGAAAAUGUAUGUGAUUUCAAGGUUAAAGGAAGUUGGUUAGAACGAUCUUGUGUCAUCUAUGCUGGGGAGUCUUCCACCAUUGUAGCCCAGAUGCACAAGAAGCACACGGUUAAAAGCGUCCUGUUUGGGAAAGACAAUUUCAUGGUGACAGUGUAUCCAAACAUGGAUUAUGCAUUCAUCGUUGCACUUAUCGUUAUUCUUGAUGGGAUUAACCACGAUGAUGCAUCAUAAUUAAACACUAAUCUCAUCACAUGUUCACCUCAUCAUCUGGAUUCUGGAGCUAUAGUACAACCGUCUGUUGCUUUCCUCAUCAAUCAGCCAAUUUGUAAUUUAAUUUGAUAAUUUUCAUUAGCUUAGAAAUUUUAUUAGACCAAAUUUUUUUUUUCUUUUUUUCCAGUGUAAAAACCUAUUAUAGUUCCAAAUUUUAUAAUUUAAUUGAUGUGUUUCCCUUUC